AUGUCUUACGAUCGAGUCCUCCCCAACCCUGCUGCUCUCCGCUAUGAUUCCGCUCAAGUCCCUCUGCCUAGAUCGGCGACCAGCAGUCUCCUCGACCACAAGAUCAUGAACGAUGUGCCUAGAGCAAGCCUGCCUGUACAACGGCACCACAGUGACGGUGGCCUAGUUGGAAGGUCUACUUACAGGUAUGCCGACGAAUCUCAUGAAGUGCCGUAUGCGCACCAACCGAUGUCCUCUAUCAGGAGUGUCGAAAAGAUUCCCUCGCCAAAUGGAUCCAAGGCGGGGCCGAUGACCAGCAUCAAGGAACUGCCCCUUCGCGAGCGGUCCUCGUCGUCCUCGGCGAGCAGCACCAGUCCAGUCAAACAGAAAGACAAUACAAUCCAAUUUUGCCUCUGCCAGCCGGAACCGAAGAUCCCCCGGCCUCGUAAUGCCUUUAUCUUGUAUCGUCAGCACUAUCAGGCUGUAGUUGUGGCCCACAACCCUGGUCUGGCGAACCCGGAGAUCUCCAAGAUCAUCGGGGAGCAGUGGAGAUCACUGUCAGAGGAGGAGAAGGCUAAGUGGAAGGCGCUGGCCGAGGAAGAAAAAGCCCGUCAUCAGCAGCAAUAUCCGGACUACCGGUACCAGCCCCGGCGGUAUGGCCGGGAUGGAAAUUCUCGCAAUUCUACCUCGGGCAUUAGUCACAAUCCAUCGGGUGCGUCGACGUGCAACCGAUGCGGAGGACGUGUCAUGAAUGCACCGUCGUCUCCAAUGACACCGUUUACUCUAGCAAAUGGCGCUGGAUACCGAGCAUCGAGCUUGUCAGGGCCUUCGGCACAUCCUAACACACUCGCCCUGCGGAGCUCUCAUGGCGGAGAGAAUGAUACAGCUCCAGAGCCAAUCAAAGUCGACCCUGCAGAGGCGCGGGCAACACGCCCCCGUCAAUGGGAAGAGAACGGGAGUCGAUCAUCAGACAACAAACGCCGCCGAGUUUCUCACCAGGCCACCUUCAAGCCUAGUUUGCCAUCCCACCGAGACAGAAGCCCUGAACCACCACAUCCCAUCUCACCAUAUAGUGCCCGUUCGGAGAUGGCACCACCACGCAACAUAUUCCCCAUUCUUCAUCCUGAGAGGUCUUAUGGGAGUGUGUCAGCUCAGGGACAUCCCGAUCCUAGCCUGAAGCUCCCGCCGCUGCAAACGACUAGUCUGGCGAUGACACCCAUGACACCACUCUCACAAGACGGACCGCCCAGCGUUGAGGCUACCGUGAUGACAAUAUCUCCGCUGAACAAAAUCAAAGUCCUUGCCAAGAUCUCGCCCCCUCUUGUGCCAUCCUUCCGCGAGACCAACCCACAAAGCCGAGGUCCCGUGAUCGCUGUCGACGGACAAGAUCCAGAACUGGUCCAGAUCGCCGUGGAGUACCUGGAGCGCCUUCUCAAAAAGGAAGCCAAAUAUCAGGUUCGCGUCUUCGAGGGGCCUGAGAUCCAGGCUCCGCGGCAAGGAGGCCCCGAGGCUGGUCAGAUGGGAGAUGGGACAGUGGAAUACCUCAACACCAUUUCCGCGUGGCACCGCAUCUCUGAUGAGGUGAUCAGCUUCGUUAAGUCAACAUCAUCUGCAGACUCCUCCGAUGGUAAAUCCACAGCCACAGACGAAGAGUCCACCCAUUCGGGCAUGUCACCGAAGACCAUCAUUCCCAAGACCGCCAACAUGCAGAUCCACUCACCGGCGCAUUCGAGCGAGAAUGGCUCCGAGGGCAGCGUGAUGUCCUCGGGUACGGCGGCUAGCCAUCACUCCGCCGUUCCAAUCUCCCUGGUCCCGAGAUACCAGCUCAGCACGGCGGACGCGUUUGCGUGCUCAAUUCCAAUCGCCGAUUCCUACGCGCCGCUUGACCAUUGGCAGUGGAUGGCAUCCCUGUGGCGCGCAUGCGUUGGGCCUGAUAUCACGGUGUACAUCCGCGAGUGCACCCGGGAGGAGCUGGAUGGUGUCGGCGGGAACCCGGUUGAGAUCCGGCUGCAGGAUGCGCGCACGGUCGUGCUGCGGAAGGUGCUUGGCACCGCUAGGGAGCUGGAGGAGAAAGCGCUGAAGCGGGUUGGAUUCGAGAUUGAAGAUUAUCUCACGCAGUGA
Molecule: messenger RNA, 2100 nt
Organism: Penicillium lagena
Lineage: Eukaryota; Fungi; Ascomycota; Eurotiomycetes; Eurotiales; Aspergillaceae
Product: putative HMG box transcriptional regulator
Exons: 3
Coding region: 1-2100 (699 amino acids)
Biological process (GO): cell differentiation; anatomical structure morphogenesis; negative regulation of transcription by RNA polymerase II
Molecular function (GO): DNA-binding transcription factor activity, RNA polymerase II-specific; RNA polymerase II cis-regulatory region sequence-specific DNA binding
Source: RefSeq, a predicted model, not a curated record